Messenger RNA from Fraxinus pennsylvanica, 756 nucleotides. The record is from the annotation of a GenBank genome assembly. Lineage: Eukaryota; Viridiplantae; Streptophyta; Magnoliopsida; Lamiales; Oleaceae.
AUGUUCAAAGGGGCUUUAUACAUGAAGUUUGCUUGGCGUUUUCCAUCUUCAGAUUCAUUAUGGGCAAAAAUUUUUAGAGCAAAAUACUUUAAACAUGGAAUUUUGGAUAUAGGUAAUUUAAGUUAUAUUGGGACUCGUUUCUGGAGGUCAGUGAGAGGUUGUCUUCCUGAGGUUAUUGAACGCAGUCAAUGGAAGAUAAGAGAUGGUUCUUGUUCUUUCUGGUUUGACAAAUGGAUAGAAAGUGGCCCUCUAUGUGCACAAGUAACCCAGGCCGUAGAACCAAAACUGAAAAUUAAUGAAAUUUGUUUACACAAUGGAUGGGAUAUGGUUCGACUGAGAGACCUUGUUGGUGACACUCUAGCUAAUGAAGUUGUAUCCAAGGUCAAGUGGAAAAUGCUUCACACGUUUAAGCUCUGGAGACUAUGCAGACAAGGUGUGGAGGAAAGCUGCUGCCUUGGUGGGUGUGCAGUGGAGGGCAAGAGAAAAUUGGGUGGAAAGAAUCAAUUUAUGGUGGACAAGAGCAAGAAGAUCUUCACAGCUGGGAUGCUUGAUUCCAAGUCUAAUUACUUGGAGGUUUCUCUUAAUUUGUCAAAUGCGAAGGUGUUAACAAGUGAAGAUGAAUAUGACCUUCGAAUGCUUGAGGACAGCCAUGUGAAAGAUCACCAUAGAAUUAAUCUUGAACGAUGUCAUAGCAAUAUCAAUGGAGUCUCCACCUCUCCUUCAGAACCAGGGAAUCCAAAAUCAGGCUUCUUUUAG